Colletotrichum paranaense is the source of this 1209-nucleotide messenger RNA. RefSeq lists its product as uncharacterized. NCBI's taxonomy places the organism in Eukaryota, Fungi, Ascomycota, Sordariomycetes, Glomerellales, Glomerellaceae. The coding region runs from base 1 to 1209 and encodes 402 amino acids. The transcript is spliced from 6 exons. The record is from RefSeq and is a predicted model, not a curated record.
AUGAAUGUCAUCAAUGAAAUCACAGGGCUGCAAAGACAGCGGAAUCCUACUAUACCGAUCUCUGGAUUCGUUUAUACGGAGCCUGGCCGGUUUAUUGGAAAAUGGGACGAUGUUGGCGCAUCAUUCAGCCAGACCGAUGCUUGGGAGCCAUUCUCCCUUCGGAACACUGUCAAGGCCAAUGAUGAGAACAAUGCCCGAUUAGAGUCAUUAAUGAGUGCACUUCCACCCCAGGCGGAUGGAGUGGCUCGAGUAUUUCUCCAGGAGCUUUUUGACGAUGACGUUCGCGACAAUGACUCCACAUCCGGAAUGGACUUCCCGUACAAGUUCCCUCCUCUUAGGAUCGCUACUGUGGGCUUCUUGUCGUUGAUUAGCAACCAAUAUUGGGCCUCACCACUUCGAUGGCAUAGGAUAGAGUCUUUCAAUUUCAUCGCAAGCAAGCGAGGCAGUCCUCAAGUUCGCUGGGUCAAUGUCGUGCGGUAUCUACGCUUUCAGGUCAUUGACAAUCGACUACAAGAGUUUAUCAUGUGCAGAACACUUGUCCGUACAGACUGGACGGGAAACAAUCGUCGUUUCCCAGAAGAACAGUUCCGUCUCUACCAAGCAACAGCUACCUUUGCUACACAGCUAUGCGAACUCGACGCUAUGUAUCGCCCUUUCAAAAACACGUCGGACUGGAUGAAGGCUUUCAGCCUACAGUUCUGCCAUGCCAAUCUGCUAUUGUAUGCUAAAUUUCUAUUGCGCCACAAGAAGUCAAGUUGGAUCGUCCACGCCAGUAUCGAGAACGUCCAAUAUCCCGAUAACAAUUUCGAUAUGGAGAUGAACUGGACGGCGAUGUAUAGUGAGGAAGUAGCCAAGCGAAAGCAGCAGCUCUCCACAUACGUACACUUUCGGAUACUUGCGUCUAUUCUCUGGUGGCUGGGUCUGGGUCUAUUCUGCAUUAUUCUUGUCGUUUCCUGUCUCAUUGGCAUGUUUAGAGAUAUUAGCCUCGGUGCUAAGGUGCUUGGAUACGGGCUAGCUGUCGUCUCCUUCCCUGCUGCAAGGAAAGCGGCACAAGAAUCACCUCGAGUCGAAAGGCGUCGGCAAGGUAUGGGAGCAGAUGAGGAAAAUGCCUCCCCAGUCAACCCGCCUGAACCUACGACUAGGAUGACGGAGCUAGCAAGCGCUGCCGCCAACCACGCAGAAUCAGAGGACGAGGUGGCCAACGAGUAG